Chanos chanos (milkfish) is the source of this 1088-nucleotide messenger RNA. RefSeq names its product G patch domain containing 11 (gene gpatch11). NCBI's taxonomy places the organism in Eukaryota, Metazoa, Chordata, Actinopteri, Gonorynchiformes, Chanidae. The transcript has 8 exons. Gene Ontology annotation, molecular function: nucleic acid binding. Gene Ontology annotation, cellular component: kinetochore. The record is from RefSeq and is a predicted model, not a curated record. The coding region runs from base 46 to 846 and encodes 266 amino acids.
AUAGAUACAAUAUUUACAAUCAUUAGAUCAAAAUUGUAGUAACAAAUGGCUGACGAAGAAGACGAUUAUAUGUCCGAUGCUUUUCUCAGUCAAAUAUCAGACGUGCGGCCGGGCGUACCAAUGGUGAAGCGGGCUAAAGAGGCUAUGAGGCGGGAGGUACUUCAUAAAGAGAAAAAUCUGCAGAACCGUCAAAAGAGCUACAAGGAACAGGAGCGAGAGAGCCGUGAAACAGCUCUGAGCAGCUCCAUCAGCAAAGAAAAUAAAGGCUUUUCGCUGCUGCAAAAAAUGGGUUAUAAAGCAGGUCAAGGCCUCGGCAAAGAAGGGGCAGGCAGAGUUGAACCAAUACCACUCAACAUUAAAACAGGUUUGCUGGGUGGUAUUGGAAUGGAAGAGGCUAAGAAAAGAAAGGCAGAGGAGGAGCUUGAACAUUACAGGCAAAAGGUGCAAAUGAAACACCAAGCAGAGAAAAGAUCACUAGAAGACUUCAGAACACGGAAGAGAACGGAGAGAGAAGAACGACAGAUUGAAGGAGACAUGAGGAAGAGUCAGCGUGCUUGUGAGCAGCUUGACACUCAGAAGGGCAUUACAACCCCAAGAGAACAGUGGUACUGGCCAGAAGUCUUAAAUCAGGAGGAGGAGGAGGAGGAGGAGGAUGAUGAACAAGAAGAAUCCAAGAAUGAUGAAGCAGAGGAGGAUGAGUUGACUUCAUUAGACAAGCUGCAUUUUAUCACAUCCUAUCUGAGAGGGGUGCAUUUCUACUGCAUAUGGUGUGGAACAACCUACAAUGAUGAGGAGGACUUAAGCUCAAAUUGUCCUGGUGACACUGCAGCAGACCAUGAUGACUAAAGCAGCUGAGAGACAGAAUACAGACAAGAGCCAUUUGUCUGUGUCCCAGAUGGUUCUCUCACAAUGUGGACACCUAGUUAUCGGUGUUAUUUAUAUUUGGAGAUAUCGUGACUAAGUAAAAGUUUUGGACGUUCUGAGGAUGCAGAAAAAUGCAUAUUCUGUGCUAUGCACAGUAAUAAGGAAGUAUGUUUUGAAGUAGUGUAAUUUUAUUUGACUUCUAUCGAUGAUCUCUGCCUGUAUUA